Messenger RNA from Rhopalosiphum maidis (corn leaf aphid), 703 nucleotides. RefSeq lists its product as uncharacterized. The transcript has 3 exons. The record is from RefSeq and is a predicted model, not a curated record. NCBI's taxonomy places the organism in Eukaryota, Metazoa, Arthropoda, Insecta, Hemiptera, Aphididae. Gene Ontology annotation, cellular component: mitochondrion. Bases 253 to 441 code for a protein of 62 amino acids.
AUCAAUUUAUAAUUUAUUUAGAAGGUCGACAGAAUAAAAUACUAUACCAAGUUGCAAGGUAUUGUGCAAAAUUUAUUCUACAAUUGUAUGUUUUUUUGUAAAUGGCAUUCAGUCGUGCAUGGUACCAUUUCAAACGUAAUUUUAUAUCUGUAACAUUUCCUAUUCUCUCAAUUUCUUCAAUCUACGCUGAUUACAAUCGAACAUUAAAUUGGAAAAAAAUACAAAAUCAAAAAGUUUAAAAAAUAGCUUACAAUGGCAGCCAAGCAUGCAUUAUUUGGAUUAACCUGGGAAUAUUUUGUAUUGGCUAUCCCACUUACAACUGGUGCCUUAUUUGGAAAAUUCUUAGAUGACAAAGAAACAGAAAGGAUGACACUAUUUAGAGAUAAAAGUGCUUUAUAUGGAGGAAUGGUGAAGAAAGGUGAAAAACCUUCUUGGCCAUAAAUGUGUUAAACUUAGAUGGUACUAAUAGUUUGAAUUAACUUUAAUAUUGUUUUAAAUGUAAUAAUAAAUUAAACCAUGUAAACAAUUCUUUUUUUUUUUAGAUAUUAUAGCUUUAUAAAAUAAACCGUGAACUAAUUAUACAAGUAUGAUAGUUAUGAUAACAAAAUUCAUAACACACUUUUGUUAAUGUAUUUCCAAAAUGUGAUCAAGAACUUUGUUUAUGUCACUUAUUAAUAAAGAAAAAUAUAUACCUACCAACAAU